Messenger RNA from Eimeria necatrix, 3732 nucleotides. RefSeq lists its product as hypothetical. Gene Ontology annotation, cellular component: nucleus. The record is from RefSeq and is a predicted model, not a curated record. The transcript is spliced from 10 exons. Bases 1 to 3732 code for a protein of 1243 amino acids. Lineage: Eukaryota; Apicomplexa; Conoidasida; Eucoccidiorida; Eimeriidae.
AUGUCUGUACACCGCAAAGGGAAUGCUGCAAGGGCGGGGCACAGGCCCUCACGAGGAGGCUCAAGGCCCCCGGGGGGACUGAAGCGCCACUCUAGUGCCCCUAUUAACAGCAGCAGCAGCAGCAACAGCAGCAGCAGCAGCAGCAGCAACGGCAGGGCCCGCGGGAAGCCUGGGACCCGAGGCAAACGAGGGGCCCCCUACAACCGUGGGGGCCCUCCCAAGCAAAGAUUCGACAAGAAGCACAGCAGCAGCAGGCCUGAUGCCGGCAGCAAGCCCAAGCAGCAGCAGCAGCAGCAGCAGCAACAGCAGCAGCAGCAGGACGCCGAGGGACACAGGAAGCCGCAGCAACAGCGGCAGCCUCCCCAGCAGAAACGGCGGCAUCAGCAGCAAGAGCAGCCGCAGCAGCAGGACGACCAUGCAGCGGUAAAAGAUGAGCAGCAGCAGCUGCAGCAGCAGGUGAAGGCGGCGCUGCAGCAGCGGCAUAUAAAGGACGCUUCAGCGAGGCGCUGGGAUCGCUGGCAGCAGCAAAAGCAGAAGAGGGAGCAGCAGCAGCAGCAGCAGGAGCAGCAGCGCGCAAGAAACUUCAUCAGCGGUCCAAGCAGCAGCAGCGCGAAGCCUGCUGCUGCUGCUGCAGGAACUGCAGGCACUCCCUUUCUCGCUGCAUCACACUCGGACGCUGCAGCAGCAGCAGCAGCAGCAGCAGACGAGCUGCUGCAGCAAGAAGACGUGCUGCAGUGGCUAGACAAUUGGGGCAAGGGCCCCUGGCACGCGGCAACGAAAGGCGCAGAGAGCGCAAUAAUGGAGCUGCACAUUCCCUGCAGCAGCAAACAGAGCAGCAGCAGCAGCAGCAACAGCAGCAGCAGCAGCAGCAGCAGCGUGGACUGGCCCCUCUGGGCAGCUGUGGGGGACAGGGCGCUGCAGCACGUGACCAACAGGCUCCACGCUUUGCUGGAGACGGACGCAGAGCAUCGCUGGAUGCUUAAGAAUGCUGGUUUGCUGCAGCAGCAGCAGCAGCAGCAGCAGCAGCAGCGGCAGUCGGGAGCGAAGCCGUGGCGCAAGGGAGCAGCAGCAGCAGCAAGAGGCGAGCAGCAAAAGGGCCCCACACGCGGAGACGAAGUGUCUUCGCUGGUGCUGCUGACGCAGGAGGCGCCCAUCUGCAGCAGCAAAUGUCUGCUGCUGCUGCUGCAGCAUGCUGCUUCCAGAAGCAGAUCCGAAGCACAUGCUGCAGCAGCACAACUUUUCGAGCUUUUCUCUGGCCCGCUGCUGCUGCCUUCCUUUAGGAAGCUGCAGGGCGUGCUGCAGCACCCGCAGUGGCUGCUGGACCGCGUCACCGAGCUGCUGCCGCUGCUGCAGCAGCAGCUGCAGCAGCAGCAGCAGCAGCAGCAGCAGCCGAAGAAGAAGCAGAAGACACACCGCGAGCCCCAGAAGCAGCAGCAAAAUAAAAAGGAACCCGCCAGAGCUGCUGCAGUUGCGCUGCUGCAGCUGCUGCUGCUGUGGCGCUUCGAGGAGAUGCUUGCGCAGCGCUACAACGCCUUCGUAACGGUGCUGCGGGCGCUAUCUGAAGACAGCAUUUCGGCCCUCGCCAACCGCUCCUUAAAGUUUGCUGCUCAGCUGCUGAUAAGAAAGCCGGAGCAGGAGCAGCAGCUGCUGUCUCUCCUCGUUUCAAGGCUUGCAGCUCAGGAGGGAAAGGUGGCGUCUUGCGCGUCGCUGCAGCUGGCGCUCGUGCUGCGCAGACACCGGCCCAUGCUGCCCGUAGUUGCUGCUUACACAGCAGAGUUUGUGGAGCAGCGGCUUGCUGCUGUGCUGCAGCAGGGAAAAACGCAUGCAGCAGAAGCUUGCUUCGGGUUGCUGUCGGUGUACAGACACUCGAAGCAGCGGCUGCCGGCGCGCUUCAAGUACCGGCGCCACGAGCUGCAGCAGCAGCAGCAGCAGCAGCAGCAGCAGCAGCAGCACGGCGACCUUGCUGCCGCCGCGCCCAAUAAGCUGCUUACCUCGCGCACUGCAGCAAGGGCCAGGGAGCUGCUGAGGCUGCUGCUGCAGAGAAGCAGCAGCGGCAGCAGCAGCAGCGAGAAGCAACGGAAAGUCGAAGCAGCAGCUCGCGCUUACGAUCUGCUGCUGCCCCCCAAGUUUGCUGCAGGGCUGCAGGCCGUCUACCGGGGACUUCUUUUCCUUUCAGAGCUUCUCUUCACGGAGGGAGACGGAGCUGCUGUGGCGCGGCUGGUGAGCAGCUACUUGACAGUCUUCCGUCGGCUUGCGGAGUUUGGGGUGUCUCUACAGCCGGUGCUGCAGCAAGCGCUGGGGCCCAGAAAAGCAGCAGCAGCAGCAGCAGCAGCAGCAGGUGCCGACGAAGGCGAAGCAGCAAAUGCUGCUCGCAAGAAGCAGCUGGCAGUGCUGCCUCCCUUGUAUCUUGCUUCCUGCUGCAACAGGAUUGUGCGGGUGCUGCUCCACAGCCCAGACCGGCUUUCUCGUGUGGUGUACGAACAGCUGCAGCCGCAGCACGCGGGCCUGCACUCCGGCAGCCGCGGCGGGCUGCUGCUGCUGCUGCUGCGGCUGCUGCUGCAGGACACCAACGACUCGCGCAAGGCAGCACUGAUCAAGCGGCUCUUGCAGACUAGCCUCUUCUACGCUACGCCUGGACUGGCAGCAGCUUCUUUGCAGAUUGUGCAGGGAGUGCUGCAGCAGCACCCGCAGCUGAGGCUGCUGCUGUCUCAGGGAGAGGCGCAGCUGCAGCAAACGGACGAGAUCGUGGCAGAUGCCCCAGACGACGACGACUCUCUCGAGGCUUCCCAGCCUCAAGAUGAAGCAGCAGCAGCAGCAGCAGGAGCUGAGGCUCCUUGUGUCUAUACACCCGAAAAGAGAGACCCCCGCUUCACGCGAGCGGCGGAGACGCGGCUGUGGGAAGUGCUGGCCUGCGCAGCAAGCUACCACCCGCGGGUGGCUUCUUCUGCUGCUAGGCUAGUUGCUGCUUACAGCAGCAAAGCAGGCAGCAGCAGCAGCAGCAGCAGCAGCAGCAACGGGGAUUUAGACCCGACUGCAGUUGAUGAGGCAGCAAUUGUGCAGACGCUGCGCUCCGUCACAAACUCAGGAGUCCUCGACGACUUGGCCUACAAGGCCCCGCAGCAGCAGCAAAAGCAGCAGCAGCAGAAACGGCGGCACCAAAAGCAGCAGCACGAGGAGCAGCAGCAGCAGCAGCAAGAAGGCCAGCGCAUCUCUCUAAACUCUACCCGCUACUGGCAACGCCACGAAGCCGACCCAGAGAGGGAAUUUAUCCGGCAGUACUUCCUUGACCGCGUAGUUGCUGCUGGGCAGCUGCAGCACAAACGGCGCCGUGCUGCUGCUGCAGCUGACGAGGCAGGAGGAAGUGACAGCGACGCGGAGGCCUCGGCAGAGGAAGUAGAAGAAGACGAAGCCUUCAGCGACGACGAGGUGGACGCCUUCCUGGCGCAGCAGGCCCGCCAGCUCGGGGGCGGCGAAAGCGAGGAAGAAAGUCUGGAAGAUUCUGAAGACUCUUUUGCUGAGGCCUCAGAGUCUGGCGAGGACAGCGACGCAGCAGCAGCAGCAGCAGCAGCAGAAGAGGAGGAGGAAGAAGAGGAAGAGGAGGAGAGCAGCAGCAGCAGCAAAAAGAGCCGCGGCGAUAAGAAGACAAAACAGCUCCGGCUGCAGCUGGAGCGCAGGGCCCUCGGCGGCACCCCUUUCGCCGACGCCGACGGGCUCGAGGAACUCCUUGCCUAG